CUCUUCUCUCUCAUUUCCUUCACACACUAUUCCGUACACUCCGGUCCCCACCCACCCACCUCGAUCACUCACUCCUUUCAAUUAACUCAUCUGAGUGACAAGCCCCUUUUUUGAUACCCCAUUUUCAGAAAGGAAUUGACUUUCCAAGCACUCAAUGCUGUGGGCAUUAGAAAGUCGCAACCUUGCCAUAUCAUAUUUAUUUUAUAUGUGACUCCAACAACAACAAAGGUAUGAGCAUGGUGUAAGCAUAUUAGGCCUAACACAACACCACCUUUCCUUUCUCCUUCUUUGAUUUCACACUCCCAUUUUACAAGGGAAUGGUUAAAAAAAAAGCGUACAACAUAGUACCCAAAUAGGCAUAUAGGAGACCUAAGCCUAUAACACCCUCAAUCAAUACAAGAAUAUACCACACCACACACAACCCGAGAAAAGCAAAAAUUUCAAGUGCAAACUUCAAUGCCGAGAGCAACAGUGCUAGCUGUAGUACAAGGAAAGAAAGCCUAUGAGAGGGUCCAUUGUGGCCACCUAUGACAACCUAAUUGGCCUAACACUUUUUGAGUUUUCACUUUCAUUUUCUCAGCCUUCUCCACUUCUGUCUAAUGUAAUGUAACAGCUUAAAACAACAACAACAACAACGCUUCUAACUUGUUGUAAGUAACCAGUUACCAAUCAAAGCCACUUUUCUAGUCACAGAACAACAGCGAAAAGUUGAGAAUCAAAUCAACCUUUGUCUUCAUUCGGAGUCACGAAAUUUGUUUUCUUUAAAUGGAAACGGUUAUUAAAAUAUCUUGCUUUUUUUCGGUGUCUGACUUUAAUGUUACACUACACUAAUGUUACAGAUCAUAGGCGGGGAUUACGAGGUGUGAUAUUAAGAUAAGAAAGGAGAGGCAUAAAUUUAACUCUAUCGCCGCUCGUUCGCUUUGGCAAUCUUCAUAUCACAAAAGUUACAGAUCUCGAGGCAUUUUCAGUUGUUCAUUGCAGCCAUAUUUGGUUGAGGAGCUUUUGCUUUAGGUUUUGGUGUGGGAUAAGGCCAUGGUAGCUUGGGGGGGGGGGGGGUUGGUGAUCAUGCUGAAUUUUGGUAUUGUUUGACUUGACAAUAACAUGUAGUCAUGGUAUAGUCUCCACUUUGAACUAAACUUGGACUUUGUUUCUGCUUUGUAUUUGAUGAUAUGAAUAUUCUAUGAUCUAUUGUCUAUUGGGGCGUGUGGAAUUGUUAAUUAGUAUUCUCUGUGUUGGGAGGUUUUGAACUUGCAAGUUAACUGUUGUUAUUUACUCAUUGGUGGUUAGUUUGUUUCUUGUACUUAGGCUAUGAUUUUAGCCUGUGACAUUUAAUAUUCUACUGUGAUUUGCAUAAUUGGGGGGAGAAAUUUGGUCCCUUGAUUGGGAAUUCCCUAUUUUAAGGUGUUGAGAAGUAGUGUAUUGAUAGUUGGGAGAAGGGUUAGGUCUUGAAGGCGAGAUUUUCAUGUGGAAGGUGGUUAGUUUCAAAUCGAAGUGUGAGAUAUGCUGAGCUCUGAUGAUGGAGACAUGGAUGUGUUCUUUGACUCAGUGGAUAGUUUGUCAGCUCAAGAUUCUGUUUUAGCCAAAGAAGAGUUUGGUUCUGGAAGGUGUGGUUAUGACGAAAUUUGGGUGAAGGAGCCUGUUAGUGUGAAGGAGAGGAGGGAACGUUUUCUGCAGGGUUUGGGCUUAGCUGAUUCUUCUUCCAAGGUUUGUUCACAAGAGAAAAUGAGCUUAGAUGACUCAUCCAUCAGCUUGGGAUUGGAGAGGAUCAGGGAGUGCAGUGGGGCAAUCUCAAAUGCUUGCAUUUUGCAUACUGAUCAAGUAGUAUCUGAGAAGUUGAUUCUCUCUGGAGGCAAAGCAGCUUCUAAAGAAAAAAUCUCUUUGGAUGAAUUCAAAGGGUGUCCCCAAGAUGAAGCAGAAGCAAACAUUCAAGGAAAAGAGCAUGAGUUCUCUUCUACAGCUGAGGAGCACAGACCCAGAGAAGCUGUUUCACAAGAAGAAUUUCAGGAUUUUGAUAUGAGUAAAAGAAAGAGGAAAAACUGGUGGAAGCGCUUUGUGAACAUCAGGAAAAGUGGUGAAGGAAAUGUAAGGUCCAAAUUGAAUGCAGGGACAAAUAAAACUCGAAGAAUAAAGGUGAGGCAGAAUAAAAAGAGGUGGCUGGAGUUCAGUGGCCUAUACCUUGGACAAGAGGUUAGAGCACACAAAGGCCUAGUCUGGACCAUGAAAUUUAGUCCAUGUGGUCAGUAUUUAGCGAGUGGAGGCGAAGAUGGUGUUGUUCGCAUAUGGUGUGUUACAUCACUGGAUAAAUCCAGUAUUUGUUUCACCCCAGAAGACAGUACUUCUAAAAGCAAAGUGGAAUGUGACAACUCUUCUCCUCGGAAGAAACACUCAAGCCAACCCUUCAUUUUCCUUCCAAAUAGUGUUUUUCAAAUUGAGGAAUCACCACUGCAAGAAUUCUUUGGUCAUUCCAAUGAUGUCUUGGAUUUGGCUUGGUCUAAUUCAGAUAUUCUCCUUUCAUCUUCUAUGGACAAGACUGUUCGCUUGUGGCAAAUUGGUUGUAAUCAAUGUCUAAAUGUUUUCCAUCACAAUGACUAUGUGACAUGCAUUCAAUUCAACCCUGUUGAUGAAAACUACUUCAUUAGUGGGUCCAUUGAUGGUAAGGUUCGAAUAUGGGGGAUACGUGAAGAGCGAGUUAUUGACUGGGCAGAUAUACGAGAUGCCAUAAGUGCUAUAAGUUACCAGCAAGAUGGGAAAGGAUUUGUAGUUGGUUCUGUUACAGGCACUUGUUGUUUUUAUGUUGCUUCAGGAACAUAUUUCCAGCUUGAGGCUCAGAUAGAUGUCCAUGGAAAGAAGAAAGCGUCCGGCAACAAGAUUACUGGCAUUCAGUUCUCCCAAAAAAACAGUCAGAGAAUAAUGAUCACAUCAGAAGAUUCUAAAAUUUGUGUAUUCGAUGGCAUUGAGCUUGUUCAGAAAUACAGAGGUCUUCCUAAGUCAGGAUGUCAGAUGUCUAGUUCAUUCACAUCAAGUGGAAAACAUAUAAUCUCAGUUGGAGAGGACUCCCAUGUAUAUAUUUGGAACUUUGAUGACAUGGGAAAUGCUUCUUCAAAACAGACGAAAUCCGAACGCUCCUGUGAGUACUUUUUCUCUAAAGGUGUUACUGUUGCAAUUCCUUGGUCAGGCAUGAAAGCAGAUAAAAGGGACUCUAGUGGUAAUUAUUCCCACCAUUCUUCAGAAAUGCCAACCCAACAGCUAGAGGUUGCCUCUGAGGCUAGAGAUCACAAACGUUUUUCUCUUGGUAAUUGGUUCGCCAUUGAUGGCACGUGUCGAGGUUCUAUGACUUGGCCCGAGGAGAAACUUCCUAGCUGGGAUUUACCUAUAACAGAAGAUGAAUAUGGUCACCAGCAGUUAUGUUACAAAGAUAAUUGCCAUGGCAGAAAUGUAUCAGAAACAUGGGGACUAUCAAUUGUGGCAGCUGGUUGUGAUGGAACUAUCAAGACAUUCCACAACUUUGGAUUGCCCGUUAGGCUUUAAUUAAGACAAUGCCAUGGUUAUGUUAGCAUUGAAUAACCAUGUAAAUGUCAUGGUUAUGUUGGUGUUGAAUAACCAUGUAACUUACUCCUAUUUAAGGAUCGAUGAUUCAGCCACAAUGCCUUCCAUAUAUGAGAACUUUGGCCACUUAUCCAUUAAGGCUUUGCCUGGUAAAGGUGGAAAUUUACAACGGUGUAUUAUGGCCUUAGAAUCCAAUGUAAGUGGCUCAAAAUGUGGGAAGACGGAAUUUGAAGCCUUUGCCUCUGCUUAUAUGAUGAUCAUUGCUAAAUCCAUGUUGAGUCUCAAGGCUCUCGAAAUGUUCUAGAAAUUUGUACACUUAACACUUGUGAUAUGCCUCUAGUUUAAUGUGGUUCUAGUGGUGAAGUCAGGCCACAGACCACACGAGAAUCUUAAUCUCUUUUUCUCAUUCUCACAUUGUGAUUAGAUGAUUUAUACAGCUGAUACAAAUUUAAAAAUGCAAUUGAAAUUUUAUUCAAUUUUGCGUUUCUA
Messenger RNA from Glycine soja, 4035 nucleotides. Its product is annotated as WD repeat-containing protein 44-like. The record is from RefSeq and is a predicted model, not a curated record. The transcript has 7 exons. Lineage: Eukaryota; Viridiplantae; Streptophyta; Magnoliopsida; Fabales; Fabaceae. Gene Ontology annotation, molecular function: protein binding. Bases 1501 to 3528 code for a protein of 675 amino acids.